Messenger RNA from Mytilus californianus (California mussel), 2053 nucleotides. RefSeq names its product transcription intermediary factor 1-alpha-like. Gene Ontology annotation, molecular function: ubiquitin-protein transferase activity; zinc ion binding. The transcript has 2 exons. Lineage: Eukaryota; Metazoa; Mollusca; Bivalvia; Mytilida; Mytilidae. The record is from RefSeq and is a predicted model, not a curated record. The coding region runs from base 155 to 1060 and encodes 301 amino acids. Gene Ontology annotation, biological process: positive regulation of DNA-templated transcription. Gene Ontology annotation, cellular component: nucleoplasm; chromatin.
UCAGUAAUCAAUGAUAGUAAAGUUUUAAAUAAAUGUAUACCGAUACACAACAACUAAAAUUUGUAUGAUGUUAUAAGCAGGUCAAAAAGUGGAUUGCAGAUGAAGAAAUGUCAAAACUAUAAGGCACUCUAUUCAACAUCAACUAAGACAAGCUAUGAUAGAAAUGGCCACAAACGAAAGAGAAUCAUUCUGCGUCAUUUGCCAAAGCAGGGACCUUAAUAAGUCAGCGGAAGAAUACUGUCCACAAUGUGAAGAGGUUCUUUGUGGAGACUGUCGCCAUCACCAUAAGAUAUCGAAGUCGACAAAAUCACAUCAGACCAUCCCUAUAGAGAAUUAUAACAAAGUACCGUCCUUUAUCAAGAAAAUUAGCCAUAAUUGUAAGGAGCAUGACUGCUUCCUUGAAUUUUAUUGUAAAUCUCAUGAAUCUCUUUGUUGUAAACUCUGUUUGAUAUCAGGUCAUAAAGAAUGCAAAGAAACUAUUUUCGUUGAAAAUUUUCUAACGCCAUCUUUAGAACACCAGUCAGUAGCUUUAAACAAUAUUGAAAACGUUCUGACAGAUCUUGAAAUCAACAUUUCUUCCACUUUAAAGGAUAGACAUCGAAAUUUAACUGAAUUGCGUGAACAGAAGCAGAUGAUUGCAGAGAAAAUUAAGGAAAAACGUCAAGAAAUCAAUACACGAUUAGACAAUUUAGAAGAAGCCUUACUAGAAAAAGUAUCUGCAAUAGAAAAAGAAUACUGUCAGAGUAUAGAAGAUGUGAUAGUGGCACUAGAGGACGAAAAAAAGAAAGUAAAGGAAAUUCAAAAAGAAAUUGAAUCUGUUAAAAUGUUUGCAUCCAAUCUACAAAUCUUCAUCGGAUCAAAGUCAUUCCAGCAAAGAGUUUCCACCAAUGAAACUAACGUCCAAUUAUUAAACGAUAACGGAUGCUUUAACAACUUAACGAUGAAAUGUACGUUUAAUGAUAAACUAGACGGGUUGAUCAAAGAAAUACAGACAUUUGGGGAGAUAGAAAUUGACAAUCGUGAAAAACAUGUUGCUUUUAUCUGGAAAGGUAACAAAUAAGCACAAAUCUUAAAAUCGUUUCCGCGAGAGAAAUUGAUUUAAAACAUAAAUAUCAGGCUGGUACGUAAGAUUAACAUAGAUGGCAACGGUCUUACUGGAUGUGUAAUUGCAGACGCUGGAAAAAUGCUAUUUCUACAAGCACACAAAAAUUGUAUAAUGAAAUAUGCACCGAAUGGUGAAUUCCAUUCAAAAUUGCAUAUCAACAGUGCGCCGUUCAACAUUGGAUAUGGCCUCGCAGUGGUCGAUUCAAAUACGGUAGCUGUAUCAACUGGUGAAAAUUAUCCACACAAAAUUUACUUAAUUGAUAUAAAUAGUACAGAAACUCGACAAAGUUGUUUAUCUUGAUGACUUCUGUUUUGGUUUAAGCUAUCACGAUUGGUCAUUGAUUUGUUGUACAUUUGAGAAAGGCAUUCAAAUAUUUAACCUUUUAAAACAAAAUUUGACAUACAUUCAAACACUGCCGAAUGCACCUAAAGACGCAAAUGAAGCAUACGUUGCUUCCAUUGAGGAUUGCAUUUUUCAUUCUAACUGGCGUGAUCAUUCUGUCGUAUGUUACGAUUUCUGUGGGCAGGUGAAAUGGAUAUAUUCCAGUUCGUUGCUCAGACGACCGUACGGCAUAACCUUAGACUCACAUUCGAACAUUUAUGUUGCUGGUUCUGAAUCAAACAAUAUCGUAGUUACAUGUAUAUCAACGGACGGAAAGAAUGCAAUAGAGCUUAUUGGAGCUAAAGAUGGAAUUUUAAAUCCUCGUGCAAUUUAUUUUGAUAAAACGAAAAACUUGCUUUUAGUAGCAAACUAUGACGGAGUUGCCUUCCUAUUUGAUGUUUGAUACAUGUACAAUUCACCUGUAAACGUUCUGCGCCUGAAAACAAUUAUAUCUUCAAUAAUGUCUUAUCGAAUAAGGAUUAAACUGAAAGGGUCAACUUACAUUUAACGUAUCACAAUUUAUCUUUCAUGUAUUGAAGUUACAUAAAAUAAAAUGUAUUUGGAAUA